This is a messenger RNA of Entrophospora candida, 212 nucleotides long. The record is from the annotation of a GenBank genome assembly. NCBI's taxonomy places the organism in Eukaryota, Fungi, Glomeromycota, Glomeromycetes, Entrophosporales, Entrophosporaceae.
AUGAAAUUAAAGAACUUUAAAUUGCAUAGCCAAUCAUCAAACGAAGAGGUAAUUCACAUGUGUAAAACUCAAUUAAAUGACGACGACCCAUCAUGUUCUCUCUUGUAUAAGAUACCUCCUGUUUUCAACAAUGACAUUGAUUUAAAUAUUCCAAACAACAAUCCAUUCUUUGAAGAUGACCAACCUAUACAAACUCCAAUAUUGGAAAUAUU